Molecule: messenger RNA, 9482 nt
Organism: Acanthaster planci (crown-of-thorns starfish)
Lineage: Eukaryota; Metazoa; Echinodermata; Asteroidea; Valvatida; Acanthasteridae
Product: polycystin-1-like protein 2
Biological process (GO): detection of mechanical stimulus
Cellular component (GO): membrane
Molecular function (GO): protein binding; calcium channel activity
Source: RefSeq, a predicted model, not a curated record
UGAGCGCUGCCCGGACCUAAAAAUACCAGGUUCGUACGUUCACGACCGCGUAUGUGUACUGCAGGUCUUGUCCAGCAAGUUUACUCGGUAAUUUAUUCCUGAUCCUGUUGACUUACCGCAAUAUUUAAGAAACGAGUCAACAGGCAUCGAGAAUGAAAUGAAAGGGUUCUUCACGCCAAAGUUGAUGGAUUCGUUGUUGAAUGGGCUAAGACCAAUGGAGACAAAGUGCACGACCAGCUUCCGUUUGUGGGUCAGCCUUCUCAUUCUGGUGAUAAUCGUAACAACAAAGCACCUGAAAAUGACAAAUGCAACCAUGCAAGCUCCUUUUCAGGUGUCUGCCCCAUCUGAAGUCAGCUACAAGGAUCCUGUGAUAUUUAUCUUUCAAACGGAUUACACCAGGGAACCCUACAUCAUGUGCUCUUGGGAUUUUGGUGACGAGAAUCAACUGUUCACUACUGCUACAGAAUUACAGCUGGGGAUAUCACAUCAGUACUCUCAUCCUGGAUAUUAUACUGUGUUGACAUCAUGUCAAACCUCAUUUGGCCGAAUUUACCACCACACACAAGUUGCUGUUUUCCGUGAUAUUGACUGGCUUCAGUGUGUUAUCACAGACACCAAUGCAGUGGUGCAAGAAAUCUUCCGGUAUGGUAGCAACAUCGUUGUCCACUACAGACAUGAGUACACAAUAGGGUUACACUACAGCCUUCUCAUAGACAACGUGGAGGUGUAUGAAGCAAUUGCAUCAACAAUGAAAAUCCAAACAACGGUGGUUGAAGACAGCCUGAUCAUCACAGAAUAUCUCCAGCAUCUUAUCUCACUGGGGAGCCAUGACUUAACACUCCGCGUCAGGAACGGCCGCGUGGAUCUACAAUGCCUGAGUACCUUCACGCUGAUGAACCCAGUCUUGGGGGUCACCCUUGCCUCCAGUCAUUCCACUGUGAUUCCCAGAGAUGAUGUCCUACUGGCAGUGACGGCCGAGUCAGGAUUCCCUGCAAUGAUUGAAUGGAGCAUCACAAAUGGUCCAUCAGUUGUCUUGAGAGUGCUGAAAGAGAGGCAGGGAAGAUUACCAGAGGAUGUUGAUCAGAUGACAAUAUCACUUUUAGAAAUUGCAGAGUACCAAAUCUGUGCCAAGGUCUACAAUAACUUCACAUCUGAAGAGGCCUGCAUAAGCAUAGUAACUCAAUACCCUGUUACAUCCGUAAUAUUGGAAUCCAACACUCCUAUUAACUUUGCAGUUGGGAAUACCGUUCAAUUUUCUGUGCAGUUUUUGGAUCGUCCCAUCCCCACUAGCAUGAGGUAUUCAGUGGAUUUUGGAGAUGGUGCAAGUGGUAAUUCCUCCAUGGUUGGAAUUACAGACUCAAGUUCUUUCCUUAUCAUACCACACACCUACACCACACCCGGAAUCUACCAUGCCACACUUCAUGUCUGCAAUGACCUGAGCUCCACUGUGAAUAGUACCCGUGUGGCAGUACUGCAGCCAAUCACUCACAUGACGAUCCGUCUCUCCCACCACAGUGGAAUCUACUUCCCAAGCAGUGAAAGAGAUUGGUUUUGGCAGGAACCACUAUUCCUCCAUCCAAUAGUGACAGAGAAUGAAUAUUCAUUUGAGUUAAAAGGAACUGGCACUCCUGAGCUUGUUACCUGGAGAGUAGCUGGGCACACUCAGACAUACCACAUGGAAACUACUGGUAGAAAUCUGUUUUACAGGUUUCCUUCCAAUGGGACUUUCAAUCUUCAAGCAACUGCCAGCAAUUUCUACUCAAGUUAUACUACAGUGGAUGCAUCAGUGCUGGUACUAGAUGCCAUUGUUAGUCUUUAUCUGGUCAGCAACAGCCCAGGGAUUGUAGGUGAACCGAUCACAUUUGUUGUACUUGUGGAAAGUCUCGGCUCAAACUCAUCCUUCAGCGUCAGCUACGGGGAUGGGUUUUCAGAGCCAUUACCCGAGCCUCAGCACAACAUUGACAUUAUGCAAUUUGUUCCACGGAAUCUUGCUCUGCCAACCGACCCAGCAAAGUCCUAUGCCACAGUCAUGAAUCACACCUACCAAGAGGUUGAUUUCUAUGCACCACGGGUUACUGGCUCCAAUCUGGCAAUGGAAUGGAUCGCCAUCACCUACGUUUAUGUCCAAGAUGUUGCACACCUUUGCAGGAUACCGGUCAUUCACAUACGAGAUGGUGGCAGUAGCUACUACCUGGCUAAGAAGUACAGCCGAAGUAAAGCAUUCAUCUUUGGUGCAUCAGUUGAGAUCAACUGCCAACAGGCCAAGCGAGCACACUACCAAUGGAGGGUUUAUACAGUUGACAGCUUAUUCACAGUCCCAAGCCCAUCCAAUGAGGUUGGCCUGCCACCUAGCGUCAACGCACAGGCUGCAGAUAUGUACAUUCCGGGGUUCACUCUGGGGUAUGGCAUGUACAUCUUUCAACUUUCCGUCACUUUGGUGAUGAAGGAAGAGAGUGAAGCCAGUAUGGAGAAUGUUGCCCAUAGUUAUAUUGAAGUUAUUCCUGCUGGUCUUGUAGCUAGAAUCAGGGGAGGAUCAGCACUGGCAACAGGCUGGUAUUCCAACAUCACUCUGGAUGCCUCAGACUCCUUUGAUCCAGAUCAGACGCCAGACAGGGCAUCGCUGGGACUCAGUUACACGUGGUAUUGUCGCAAAUCUAAUGAGCCUUUCCCUGAGAACAUGACACUCACUCCUCAUAACAGACUACCCUCCACAGGUGGCUGUUUGGGGAAAGGAUUCCUCCUGUCUCAGACCAGUACCUCAGUGGUUAUUCCAGCUCAAACCCUGACUGGAAACCAGAGUUAUGUUAUCCUCCUGAAACUGUCGAAAACUGGUCGUGAGAGUGCAUAUGCUGAGCAGACAAUUAUUAUUCUUCUUGGACAUCCAAACAGCAUUUACAUUAGGUGUUUGAUGAACUGUGGGUCCCAGCUUAAUCCUUCUGCCCGACUGGUCUUGGCUGGACUGUGUCCUGACUGUACAGCUUCCACUCGGCCUUCUUUUGAAUGGUCACUAAGAUCAAGUAACCACAGCACAGCAGCACCUGCCCUGGACUGGGCGAGGAAUACUACAACUGGGAAGCAUCACCCUUACCUUGCCAUCAACGCCGGGACAUUCUCUGGAUCCAGUCAGGAGACGUACACCAUUCACCUACAAAUGCAGAGCAGGAGUGGAUCAAUCAGCUUUGCAGAGUACACAUUCACAGUGAACUCCCCUCCAACCACUGGCAACUGCACCAUCACACCAGCAGAAGGGGUUGUCCUGACAACACACUUCUCCAUCAUCUGUGAGCACUUUGAGGACAUACACACCCCACUUACAUACGAGGUGCACACUCUAAAAGCAGCAGAGAGGUCUGUUGGGGUCGGCGCUCAUGCUGAUGCCUCAGUAGAAGACACUCUCCUCUUCUAUGGAUUGGACCCAAACAUUCCAGCAACCCUCCUUCCCCUCGGCCAACCCAGCCAAGGCUACAGGGUGGACAUUAAGAUCAAAGUGACCGACUCUUUGGGUGCCAGUGUCUACACAUUGCUAUCUGCUGUAGUACGGGAGUCGGAGAGCGAUGACCCAGAGGCACUGGCCCUGCAACUGACCUCUGACAAGUACUCCAAACUGAACCAGCUGAUGGAAGAAGGAAAUGUCCAGGCAGCCACGCAGGUCAUCACCAGUGUCGGCUCCUUACUGAACCUGAAGUCAGAAAGGGACAACCAGCAUCAGGAUCAUGGGGUCAUUGAACAGGCUGUUGAGAACAAACACAAGGAAGAACUGGAGGAUCAAAAGAAAAAACGAGCGCAGGCUAGAGAGUCUCUUCUCGACAUGCUGAGUAAAGUCAAAGUGAAUAGCUUGGAAUCCAUACAGCUCACUUCAUCAGCCAUCUCCCAGGUCACCAGUGAAGUUGAGGAGAUAUCUCCACAAGCACAGGUGUCUACUGCUUCUGCUUUCUUGAGUAUGGGAUCUUGGCUGAAGGAGCAAGCUGAUAUGGGUGUGGAUGGAGACGUGGUCGAGGGGGCAGCCACGUCUAUGGUAUCAGGGUUGUCCAACAUCAUGAGUUCUGCCACCAUUACACAAAGUGGAAAUGUUUCGGACUACGGGCCAAUUUUUGAGAGUGAGAGAACCCAGCAGACUCGUAACGUCACUAUGGCUUCCCUCCAUGCCCUGGACGACAUGCAGGCUGCCAUCUUGCUCAACAAGGUGCCCGGAGAGCAACCCACCAUCCUGCAGACCAGCUCCCUGUCAGUUAUCCUACAGAGGCAAGAGAAAAGAGGCCUGGAUGGGCUGGUGUUGCAGACUGAGAACUCAGACGUGGUGUUCCGCUUACCAGCAGGGUUGAGCACAGUCAUCGAUCAGCACCAAGCAUCCUCAAAUAAUGAAGUCAUCGAUACACAGAUUCAUCACUUUCAACAGAAUCCUUUCUCUUGGGCCAAGAGUAGCAGCUUGGUGACAACUCAUGUGACCAGCUUGAGACUAGGACACGGCGAUGACCAAUCAGAGAUCGCAGUACAGACUCUGCCACAAAAUGUGGAAAUAAUGGUAACCAAUGGCGACAGUGUCAUGCCAGUCCUCCAACCACUGGCUGGUCAGCAAACCAAUCACAGCUACUCCUUCAAUGUGACCAAUCCAGAUGCAGCUGUCAUCAUCAGGAUCCAGUUGAACCAAUCAUCUGGGCUGACAGAAGUCCUUCCACUGCAUUUGUGCCUCCGAUUCGAGUUGGCAACAAGCGAUACUGAACCACUAUGCAACGCCUCUGUUACCAUGCCACGGGCUGCAACAGACCCCCACGUGUUCCUGAACAGCACAAACAUGACCUUUGACCCUUACCUCUGGGUCAUCCCGAGCGAGAACUUACCUGAAGUUGGCAGGUAUUACCUGACACUGGACGGAGGGGAUGGCACUGAUGUGACUAAUAAGCAGUAUCAUGUGUAUGCUUUCAGUACACAGUGUUUGUUCUGGGACAAGACAAGAGAAGAAUGGCUAGGUGACGGCUGUAAGGUUGGUCCUUUCACCACUGCAGCCCAGACCCACUGCCUGUGCAACCACCUCACAUCCUUUGCAGCCAGCUUCCUGGUUCUCCCAAAUCCAGUUGACCUGACGGACUUUUCCCUGUUUGCCACCAUUCCAGAUAAUCCCAUCACCGUGGUAACGGUUGCCGUGGUGUUUGUCCUCUUUGGGCUGUGCGCAGUGUGGGCACACAGGAAGGAUCGUAUAGAAAGAGAGAAGGCUCGACUCAUAAUCCUGGCAGAUAAUGAUCAAGAGGACACCUACCGUUAUCACGUCACUGUCUUCACUGGGGUGCGUCGAGGGGCCGGCACGACAGCCGUCGUCACCCUGACUCUUCAAGGCAUCGUGGGAAACAGUGAGCCACAUGUGCUGUCCAGUGACAGAGAACAUCACAAAGUGUUACAGAGGAGCAGCGUUGAUUCUUUCCUGCUGACAACAAGGGAAUCGUUGGGAAUACUACGAUCGGUACGGUUGUGGCAUGACAAUGGAGGCAGCAGCCCUGCAUGGUACCUUAGCCGCAUCCUGGUCCAUGAUCUAGAGACAGACCGCUGGUGGUAUUUCCUGUGCCACACCUGGAUUGCAGUCGAUCUCAGUGAUGGCAAAAUUGACAAGACAUUUCCCGUGGCUAACACAGAGGACCUGAAGGACUUCCACCACUUGUUCUUCACCAGGAGCGUCCGGGACAUGAAGGACAACCACCUAUGGUUGUCCGUGCUGUCCCGGCCUCCCCGCAGCAGCUUCACCCGGCUCCAGCGUGUGGCCUGCUGCUUUUCUCUCCUCCUGUCCUCCAUGCUGAUGAACAUAAUGUUCUACAAGGUCGGCGAGGGGGAGCCUGAUAAGACCUACAACUUUGGGGUGAUGAGCCUCUCCGUUAAGACCAUCGUAAUAGCAACCGAGGCGAGCCUGCUGGCAUUACCUAUCAACCUGGCAAUUGUGCAGAUUUUCAGGGAGGCCAGACCAAGGGAGAAAGAGGAAGUAGAGAUUGUACCUGCGAGCGAGUCGGGAGAUUCACAAGAUCAAACUUAUCAAGAGCAGGAGGACAAAGGUAGCUUGGACCCGCAAGGUGUAAAUCUCUCAAAAGCAGGAUGUGCUGACACUGAUGCCUCCUUAAGGUCUUCAAGCAUCCAGUCUCAAACCUCAAGCAUGCCAAAGUCAGCAUCAAGAGGCUCUACACAACACAAAGUAAGUCAACCACAAAACCCCAGGAGGGAGGACACCAAACCACUUGCCAGCCGUGAGUCUUUGCCAGAGAGAGACAUUUUCAGCAGUGACAAAGCAUAUGAGGAGUACACUGAUAAGUAUGCAGAGUUUGUAUAUCUGAGAAGUACUUGUACAAGUGCCAAUGCAAGUAGCCACAGGUCACUGGAAACUGGCAGCUGGCACAGUAUGAUACCGUUAGAAAGGAAUCCUUCAAGCAUACAUGCUCAACAAGCUUUCCGGCUAGACCUGUUGCCAGAGUGUGAUCAAGCCUUAAUGUCGACCAACAUGACAGAACUGACCAAAACAGCCAGAAACUCCAAUGCAAACCACAACUCAUCCAGUAGUGAAUCGAGCAUACAGCCGCGCUCUUCACAGUCCAACACAACUUCCUGCAGUGCCAGCAGCAUCAAGAUUCUCAUUUCACCAUCCGAGGAGUCAUCCAUUGAUCCAGGCUCGUCUGACUCAGUCAUUUAUACGUCUUAUCAGGACUUCCUGAGCUCCCGUCUCAAUCGGCUGUACGAACAGCUUCACAAUCCUUCGCCAGGCCUCUUCAGGAGUGACCAGGACCGGCAGAAGGCCCUGCGCAAGUUCAAACUGGCACUGGCCCUGCAUGGCUGGAGAGAGGAAAGGGAGAGGGAAUCGGGGUCGGAGAGUUCAAAUGAGACCCUGCCAGAGCAAAAAGACAAGGUGCAGAAAUUGUUCAGUGGAAGGGGGUUUCUGCCAUGGUGGUGGGUCUACAUCGGCUGGUUCCUUGCCAUAUCCUCCAGUCUGUUUGCUGCUUAUCUGAUUAUUCUCUAUGGCCUGACUUUUGGCAAGCAGAAGUCCCUGGACUGGCUGGUCUCCAUGAUCGUCUCACUGUUCCAAAGCAUUGUUGUGAUCCAACCAGUGAAGGUCAUUGCCAUAGCGGCUUUUUUUGCCAUUGUUUUGAAAUCUUAUGAUUACGACGAAAUUGGAGUGACAUUCUUUAAGCAGCUCAAGAUAUAUGCAGGUGGCCAACAGUCCAGCACCACUAGCACCCAGAGCAAGCACAGAGACUCCCACUUCUACCAGCCUCCCACUGGCCGAGCCGUGGAGCAAGCACGAGAGAAGCGACACGCAGAGAGGAAGAUGUACUCCCUGAUCAAGGCCUUCCUUGGCCAUCUGGUGUUUAUCUGGCUGGUGCUGCAGGUCAGCAUUGCCCAGCGGGAUCCUGCUGGCAUCUACCUCAGCCUGGCCAUGAGGAGUAGCUUCACGACAAAACUCGACCAGGUAAAAACAAUGCCAGAUGUGUACACAUGGAUAAAGGGUGAAUUUGCUCCAAGUCUGUAUGAAGCCGAGCCUGGCACUGCUUUGCAGGAAUCCCUUCUUGUGGGCAGCCCGAGAUUACGCCAGCAGAGAGUUAAACCAGGCUACUUACAACACUGCAGGGAGCUAGACACUUACCGAUACUUGCGUCCUGGAUGCUAUGCUGUCCGUGGCACUGAGUUGGACCAAGGUGCUUACAAUGCAUCUUGGACUCAGCCUCUGUCAUCUAAUAACACAUCACAGCAUCAGUCCCGCAGUCCUUGGGUCUACCAGUCCCACUGGCAGGCAAAGGGGAGCUACUUCCUGACAGACCCCGGGCGCUACAACCGCGGGGGUUUCCUUCUGGAUCUUGGUACAACUCGGGCCUCCACAGCCAAUCAGACAGCCCUCCUGCAGGACUUGGGCUGGGUCGAUCAGUACACCCAGGCGAUAAUCCUGGAGUGGGUGGUUUACAAUGCCAACACAAACCUCUUCUGCGCGUGCACUGUUGUGUUUCGCGCCGAAGGAACCACCACCGUGGUGCCCUCUCACGAGUUUGCGAUUGUUUGCAUCUACCGUUACACCAACAAGUAUGACAAGUUUGUGGUGAUUCUGGAAGUGCUGUAUGUCAUGGUUGUUACUGUCAUCAUGGGAAUGGAAGUUCUCAAGUGGAAGAACAAUCGCAGGGAAUACUGGGCAUUCUGGAAUGUCCUAAAUAUUGCCAUCAUUAUUCUAUCCAUUUCAGCAACCACAGCAUACAUAUGGCAGCACGUCUUAGCCAACAACAUCAUGCAGCUGUACAAAGCCAACCACAACAUGCAUCUCAGCUUCGCCGAUAUAGUCGUCCUGGACUCCGUCUUGGUCACCAGCCUGGCUUCCGUGGCCUUCUGCAGCCUCCUCAAGUGCCUCAAGAUUCUCCACUACAAUGACAGCAUGUACCUACUCCACAGCACGUUCCGCAGACUCACCAAGACUCUCCUCAUAUACCUGUCCAUGUUGACUGUCACCUUUGUGGCAUUUGCAUACUACGGCUACCUCAGCUUUGGCCGUCAGUUCAGGGAUUUCUGCGACCUUCUGCGAUCCAUCCAGUGCGUAUUCAUGCUCAUCCUCCGCAGGUACAGCGACAUGCUGGACAUCAUGGAGGCGUUUGGGAUGCAGGCGUACUUUUUCUUUGCGCUGGCCAACUUCUUCCUGAUCGCAGUCAUCGUCAACCUGUUCAUUGCCAUGCUGCUGCACUGCUACUCUGCAGCCAGGAGUGAGUUUGUCCGGUACAAGGACCACGACUUGGUGUCCAUGCUGACCGAAUGGUUCCUCUCGGCUUUCUCCAUCAAAGGGCAAUACAAGAGGGUGCACAAGCACAACAGCAUUGCCUCACUGGAGUCACUUUAAAGGUUUGUGACAUAUUUGAAACAAAUCUACUUUAAAGGUUUGUGAUAUAUUUGAAACAGAUUUACCCAACGAUCAAGACAUUCCUUUUACUCCCAACAAGACUUUAGGUGUGCUGUGUUGCUGAUCAAAAAAUUCACAUAUUUUCUGUGCUGCGUAUAUGUAGAAAAUUAAUUUGUUCUUGCAUGUAGCUGUGUAUUGCAUGUACCAGUCCAUCAAAUACACAUGUACAAAGUCAAAAGCAAAUGGUCAAGACAAGAGUUUUAACUCUUGUACAUGAACAUUCUGUCAGUUCUUGUGGAUACAUGGGGUUGGAUAUAAAUCUCAGCCUGUACAAUGGAAGGGAAAUGAGAACCUCUCUAUCGACUGAACAGACAAGCUGCACACAAUUUCUUCUAAACACCUGUCCGAGCAGCACACAUGGAGCAAGCUUUCUCAAAGCAGCCAGUGAAUGGGAACUAACAGAACAUGGGUUAUUAUUUAACCUGAACUCUGUCUCUCUCUCGGUGUCUUUUGAAGAAAUGUCCAUCAACUAGUAGCAACAUCCAAAACUGCAUAACGCAGUAGUACAUUUGAAGCACUCAAACAAAAUGGGAGGAGAGCCAUGUGUACAGUAACUGGAGAAUCCAGGCUUUUUGUGGCC